CAAAUUAAUUUUUUGAUAACAACGAUUAGCGUUGUGGCACCUUGGUAACGCCGACGUGGCGCCGCAGGGCUAACAGGUAGUAGAUAGUAAAUACCUAACCUAACAAGUGCAGUAGUCCGUCACAAGACCUCAAGCCCCACGUGUGAUUUACAGGCACAUCAGUACUGCACAGACAUAAGCUUAAAAGGUAUUAUAUCUGUGAAAGAGAUGGAUUCUGCACAAAAGCUUGUUCUGAAAUCUAAUAAAUGUAAACCUGAACAUUUCAAAAACAGUUCUCACAAGGAUAGAAUGUUUGAAGUACUUCAUUCUUCACGUAACCAGGAUGACAAUUUUUGUGAUAUUAAGUUACAAACAGAUGACGGUACUAUAGUAUUUGGACAUAAAAAUAUAUUGGCAUCAGCUACCCCUUACUUCAAGGCUAUGUUUUCUAAUUUUGCCGAAAGCAAUAAAGAUCUUGUUAAUAUAGGAGAAAUAGAUUCCACCAUUUUACAACUAUUGAUAGACUACAUUUAUACAGGAGAAAUCAUGAUCACUCGAGAAAAUGUACAGGUUGUGUUAUCAGCUGCAGAUCUUUUUCAGCUUGACUAUGUAAAACAAGUAUGCAUUGACUUUUUACAAAAUCAUAUGAAUCCUUCAAAUUGUUUUGCAAUUAAAGUAUUUGCUGACUUACAUAACUGUAAAGAACUGGUGUCAAGCUGUGAAGCAUAUAUUAAAAAACAUUUUUUAGAAGUGGUUGAACAUGAUGAGUUUCUAUCUUUUUCAUCUGAAGAAGUGAUUAAGUUAAUUUCCUGUAAUGAUAUUAAUGUUCCAUUUGAGGAAAAAGUAUUUGAAUGUGUCAUUAAGUGGGUAAAACAUGAAUUGUAUCAUAGAAAAGAAUUUUUACCCAAUCUAAUGGAACAUGUGCGUUUGCCAUUAAUUUCUAAAGAGUAUUUCUCAGAGAAAGUAAUUGUUGAGCCUCUUCUUAAUAAAUAUCCUAAAUGCAAAGCUUAUGUAUUUGAAGCAUUUCGUAUUUCUUUAAUUAAGUCAACAAAUCCUUCCUCUAUUCCACAAACAAUUUGGAGUAAACCUAGAUUACAACAACAAGUUAUUCUAGUGUUAGGUAGGUGUACAUCAGCAGAAACGAGUAUUACAUAUUGGUAUGAGCCAGCAACCAACUUAAUAUGUUAUGCACCGAAAAUGAUUGAAUCCCGUAAUUAUGCUGGGUUGUGCGUUGUAAAAGAUCAUUUUGUAUUUGCUAUUGGUGGAGUUAAAUUAUAUGGGUGUAGUGGGUAUACAAGCAACUCGAUAAUUUCUGUUGAAAUGCUGGAUGUAUCUUCAUCAUCAUUAUGUUGGGUUUCCAAGGCUGAUAUGUUAGUUAAUCGAAAUUGCUUUGGAAUUGGAGUAUUAAAUAAUUGUAUAUAUGCUAUUGGUGGACUAGAUAGAGGAAAUUCUGUAAAUAGUGUAGAGGUUUUUAACCUUGGUACUGAACAAUGGAAAAUGGUAUCUAGUAUGUCUAAUGAGAGAUAUUUUUUUGGUGUUGGAGUACUCAAUGGCCUGAUAUAUGCAGUAGGAGGUUAUAAUGGUUCAUCAAUUUUGAAAUCCGUGGAAUGUUAUGAUCCCAGUCUUGACAAAUGGAACCCAGUUGCUGAAAUGUCAAUUAGUCGAUAUAAUGUUAGUGUAGAAGUUUUGGACGGUGUAAUGUAUGCUGUUGGUGGAUAUAAUGGAUUCAAUUAUGUUAAAAGUGUUGAAGCCUAUAAUCCAAGUAUUGGAGUUUGGUCGUCUAUUGCCGAUAUGCAUUUGUGUCGAGAAAAUCCUGGAGUAGUGGCAUUUGGUGGUUUUUUGUUUGUUAUUGGUGGAAAUAGCGGAUUUACUUGUUUGAAUUCUGUUGAAAUCUAUAAUCCCACAACCAAUUCCUGGUCAAUGAAAACAAUAUCAAUAGGUAAUCAAAUUUAUGGAGCUGUGGUAGUUGAUAGGCCACUACAUUUACAAACUAAUUACAGAACACAUUUUGUGAUGUUGUGGAUACCGAGGUCUUUAAUUUGGGGUACUUGUGUUAGUGGUAAACUGUAUCAUACUCGUAUUUCAAAAGGUAUUAUGUCCGUGGAAAAGAAAAAUACAAUACAAAAUCUGAAAUCCGAAAAAAAUGAACCAGUACGAUAUAAAAAUAAUUUGCACAUGGAUAAGGUAUUUCAACUACUUCAACUAUUUCGCAAUAAUACAUUUUUAUGUGAUAUUAAGUUACAAACAGAUGACGGUACUAUAAUAUUUGGACAUAAACUUAUUUUUGCAACUGCUAGUCCAUAUUUUCGUGCAAUGUUCAAUUGUUUUAAAGAAAGCAAUGAAGAUCAUGUUAAUAUGAGAGACUUAGAUUCCAAAGUCUUACAACUCUUAGUAGAUUAUAUGUAUACUGGCGAAAUCGUGGUCACCGAAAAAAAUGUGCAGGUUGUAUUAUCAGCAGCAGAUCUCUUACAGUUAGACUAUGUAAAAAGAUCAUGUGUUAUAUUUUUACAAAAACAACUAAGUCCCUCAAAUUGUCUGGAUAUUGAAGAAUUUGCUGACUUAUGCAAUUGUACGGAAUUGCUGUCAAUAUCUGAAGCAUUUAUUAAACAACAGUUUUUAGAUGUGGUUAAAUAUGACGAGUUUCUAUCUUUAUCAAUCGAUAAAAUGAUUAAGUUAAUCUCUUGCAAUGACAUUGUUGCUCCGCUCGAAGAAAAAGUGUUUGAAUGCGUCAUUAAAUGGGUAAAACAUGAAUUUAAUCUAAGAAAAGGGUUUUUACCUGAUCUAAUGGAACAUGUGCGUUUACCAUUAAUUUCGAAAGAGUAUUUAUUAGAAAAAGUAGUUGAUGAACCUCUUCUUAAAAAUAAUCCUCAAUGUAAAGAUUAUGUAUUUGAAGCAUUACAUUUUAAUCUAAUUAAGUCAAUAAAUCCUUCCUCCAUUCCACAAACGAUUCGGAAUAAGCCUAGACAGUUCACUAGGUUACAACAACAAGUUAUUCUAGUGUUAAGUUGGUCUGACUCGGCAAAGAAGAGUAUUAUAAAUUGGUAUGACUCAGCAACCAAUCGAUUACAUUUUGCACCGGAAUUAAUUGAAUCCCGUGGUUUAGCUGGAUUAUGCGCUGUAAAAGAUCAAUUUGUGUUUGCUAUGGGUGGUGUUCAGUCAUAUGAUAGGCGUCAAUUCAAUUCUAGAUGUUCUAUCGAAAUGCUAGAUGUAUCUUCAUCAUCACUUCGUUGGGUUUCCAAAGUUAGGUCAUUAGUUAUUAGAAAAUCUUUUGGAAUUGGAAUAUUAGAUAAUUGUAUAUAUGCUAUUGGUGGACUAGAUAAUAAUGGCUAUUCAAUAAAUAGUGUAGAGGUUUUUAACCUCGGUACUGAACAAUGGAAAUUGGUAUCUAGUAUGUCUAAUGAGAGAUGUUAUUUUGGUGUUGGAGUACUCAAUGACCUGAUAUAUGCAGUAGGAGGUUAUAAUGGUUCGUCAUUUUUUAAAUCUGUUGAAUGUUAUGAUCCCAGUCUUGACAAAUGGAACCCAGUUGCAGAAAUGUCAAUUUGCCGAUUUAAUGUUAGUGUAGGAGUUUUGGACGGUGUAAUGUAUGCUAUUGGUGGAAAUAAUGGAUCAAUAUCUCUUAAAAGUGUUGAAGCUUACAAACCAAGCGCUGGAUGGUAUUCUAUUGCCGAUAUGCAUUUGUGUAGAGAAAAUCCUGGAGUAGCGGCGUUGGAUGGUUUAUUGUACGUUAUUGGUGGAAUGUGCAGAUCUGCUGUUUUGAGUUCCGUUGAAAUUUAUAAUCCCAGAACCAAUUCCUGGUCCAUAAAACAAAUAUCAAUAAGUCAUGAAAUUUAUGGAGCUGUAGUAGUUAAUAGGCCACUACAUUUACAAACUAAUUAGUAGAAAAAAAUAUGUUUGUCAGUGUUUUUAACUUUAUUCAUUUUUGUUUUGUGUAUGACACAUGAUAAUAUAUAAAUUAUUAGUGUUCCAA
This is a messenger RNA of Rhopalosiphum padi (bird cherry-oat aphid), 3946 nucleotides long. RefSeq lists its product as uncharacterized. Gene Ontology annotation, molecular function: protein binding. The transcript has 22 exons. The record is from RefSeq and is a predicted model, not a curated record. The coding region runs from base 208 to 3855 and encodes 1215 amino acids. NCBI's taxonomy places the organism in Eukaryota, Metazoa, Arthropoda, Insecta, Hemiptera, Aphididae.